CUAGUUAACAAACCUGACCGAAACCGAUUCCAACGCAACCGCGCGCGAGAGUCGUCAACGGCAGACGUAUAAAAGUCGCGGGGCAGCCGGACUCUGGAAUUCGUUAGGUGUUGUUGCGCGUCGCCGCUCCCAUCGCAUCGCCGCCGCCGCCGCCGCCGGCCAUGCAGCUGCACGCGCGCCGGCGGCACGCCGUGGCGCGGUGCCGCGCACUGAUCACCGCCGCGGCCUUCGCGCUCGCACUGGCGGCGCUCCUCUGCUUCAGCCUCGUCCCGCCCGGCGGCAUGCUCGCCGCCCCCGCGCGCGCCCUGCAGCUCGUGCCGGCGCGCCGGCUCCACGUCCGCCUCGGCGCCGUCAAAGGCUACACCACAACCGCAACCGCCACGCCGGACACCGGUGGUCGUCGCGCCACGAAGGCGCAGCCGGACGCGGCCGUGCUGCUCCCGGACUGGGAGGCGCUCGUCCUGCUCCGCGCCGACGCCGCCGACGCGGCGGGAAACGUGACGUGCAGGUUCCGUGGCGGGGCGACGUCCCCGGCGCGCGCGCUCGGGAGUCUACCGGCGCCCGGGAGGUCCGGCCGCCGCGCGUACGCCUGCGUCGUGCCCGAGCCGGCGCGGAGGCACAAGACGCUCCCCGCGCCGCAGCUCGUGAUCGCCUCCUCGUCGACGUCGAAGAGGACCGUGGGUGCUGCCCGUGGUGGUGGCCGGUCGACCGAGAUGCUGCGCUGGAGCGGGCGGCUGGUGUACGAGUCCGCCGUGGUGGACGGCGGCGACGUGCUCGUCUUCGCCAAGGGCGUCAACCCGCGCCAAGGCGUCAACCGCCCGGCCUCCGAUAUCCAGUGCGUGUACUACCGUGCGGCCAGCGGCGCCAACGGCGACCACGUUGUAGCCACGCUACCGGCGGCCACCUCGGCGCAGCAGGUCUUCAGGUGCCCGCCUCCGCCUAUGCCGGUGCAGCAGGAAUCCCUGGAGCUCCGCGUCACGCUCGCCAUCACCGGCCAGGAGCCACUCCCGUCUUUGGCCGUCUACAAUCCGCCGCGUCCAGGCUCGUCGACGGCAUCACCGGAGAAGAAGCUCAUCUGCGCCUGCACCAUGGUCCGCGACGUGGCCAAGUUCCUACCGGAGUGGGUGGUCUACCACGCGGCAGUGGGCGUGGACCGGUUCUACCUCUACGACAACGGGAGCGAAGACGACCUGGCAGACCAGGUCCACCACCUCAACGCAGCCGGGCACGACGUCUCCACCGUGGCGUGGCCCUGGACCAAGGCCCAGGAGGCCGGGUUCUCCCACGGCGCCGCGGCGCACCGCCACUCGUGCCAGUGGAUGGCCUUCGUCGACGUCGACGAGUUCAUCUUCUCCCCGCACUGGAACCAAUCCGAGAACAACCCGGACAAGUCCACCAUGCUCCGGUCGGUGGUGUCGUCGGUCCAGCCAGACAUCGGCCAGGUGUCGUUGGGCUGCGCCGACUUCGGGCCCUCGGGUCGGACCUCGAACCCGGAGGAAGGGGUCACGCAGGGCUACACGUGCCGGAGGCGAACCCAGGAGCGGCACAAGUCGCUCCUCCGGCUCGACGCGGUGGACGGCUCGCUGGUCAACUCCAUCCACCACUUCGCGCUCCGGCCCGGUUUCCGAGGUGAGUGGAACAAACAAGUCCGAGUGAACCACUACAAGUACCAAGCGUGGGAGGAGUUCAAGGUGAAGUUCCGGCGCCGGGUGUCGACGUACGUGGCGGACUGGACCGACCCGGUGAACCUCAAGUCCAAGGACCGGACCCCGGGAUUAGGGUUUGAGGCCGUCGAACCGGUCGGUUGGACGCACAAGUUUUGCGAGGUGAAUGACACUCUGCUCCGAGACGCGACGCGGAGAUGGUUCGGCGCUGGGUUUAGGAAUGGACCGGCACAAGCACAUCAUAGAGGAUACACGUACGUACAAAAUUAG
Molecule: messenger RNA, 1934 nt
Organism: Lolium rigidum
Lineage: Eukaryota; Viridiplantae; Streptophyta; Magnoliopsida; Poales; Poaceae
Product: glycosyltransferase family 92 protein Os08g0121900-like
Exons: 1
Coding region: 162-1934 (590 amino acids)
Source: RefSeq, a predicted model, not a curated record